Dendronephthya gigantea is the source of this 608-nucleotide messenger RNA. RefSeq lists its product as uncharacterized. The transcript has 2 exons. The record is from RefSeq and is a predicted model, not a curated record. Bases 126 to 608 code for a protein of 160 amino acids. Lineage: Eukaryota; Metazoa; Cnidaria; Anthozoa; Malacalcyonacea; Nephtheidae.
GAAUAGGUGCUCCAGGACCACAAGGCCCCCCGGGGCCACCAGGAAAAGCCUCGGGAGGUGUGGUUUACACCAGAUGGGGACGAAAACAUUGCCCUUCGAAAAGCAUCGAGAUGUAGUCUGGUGUGAUGGGAGGAUCAUAUUUCAACCAUCAUGGUGGAGCAGCAAACUACCUCUGUCUACCUUUGAAUCCGAUUUUCGAGAAAUACGUCAAUGGAUUUCAAGGAUCGGCAAAUAUUCACGGGACAGAGUACGAAGCAGUUGGUGAACAAAACAAAAUAUUUCCAAACACCAAUAUUGAAGAUGACAACGCACCAUGCGCAGUGUGUCAAGCUAAAUCACGUGUUAGUCACAUGAUGAUCCCGGCUCGUAAUGUGUGUCCUUCUGGUUGGACAAUGGAGUACAAAGGUUACCUCAUGACCGCACAUUAUGGUCACAAAGGACGCACUCAGUUCAUUUGUGUUGAUGGUGAUCCCGAGGCUACGCAUGGAUCACACAAAAGUACGAAUGGAGCAUUGCUUUAUUUCGUUGAAGGUUAUUGCAAUCAUGAACUACCAUGUCCACCCUACGUUCAAGGCAGAGAGCUGACCUGUGUCGUCUGUACACAGUAA